Messenger RNA from Piliocolobus tephrosceles (Ugandan red Colobus), 4979 nucleotides. It is a transcript of the gene RNF41, whose product is annotated as ring finger protein 41. The coding region runs from base 393 to 1346 and encodes 317 amino acids. Gene Ontology annotation, cellular component: plasma membrane signaling receptor complex. NCBI's taxonomy places the organism in Eukaryota, Metazoa, Chordata, Mammalia, Primates, Cercopithecidae. The transcript is spliced from 7 exons. The record is from RefSeq and is a predicted model, not a curated record. Gene Ontology annotation, biological process: regulation of canonical NF-kappaB signal transduction; protein ubiquitination. Gene Ontology annotation, molecular function: ubiquitin protein ligase activity; zinc ion binding.
GGUGGGCGGGGCAAAGGAGCCUUCUGAGAAGGCGACGAGUGGUCGGAGUCUUCUUUCCCCUCCUUCCCCUUUCCCUUCCCUACCCGGGAGAGGCUAGGAUCCGGCACCAGGGCACUACUGUGGCCGCUGCUGCCUCAGCUCCGACUGGGUCAGGUUGCGGAGACUCCAGGCCGCUUCCAGGGCGAGUACUCCUGAUUGUGACAUCACAUUCAUCCCCUGGGUGAUGGAGCUUGUCACUGGGAAGGAAGACUCAGUCGGAGAAUAGCCAACAAGAUGGGUUACUGGGAGAAUCUCUUCAGUGGCACUGAGUGGAGGCAUCAGGGGGUUGGAGCCUUGUGAACAGGGAACCUGCCCCCCAACACUUGAAAGGACCUGGGUUUCAGUGAUGAGACAUGGGGUAUGAUGUAACCCGUUUCCAGGGGGAUGUUGACGAAGAUCUUAUCUGCCCUAUUUGCAGUGGAGUCUUGGAGGAGCCAGUACAGGCACCUCAUUGUGAACAUGCUUUCUGCAAUGCCUGUAUCACCCAGUGGUUCUCUCAGCAACAGACAUGUCCAGUGGACCGUAGUGUUGUGACGGUCGCCCAUCUGCGCCCAGUACCUCGGAUCAUGCGGAACAUGUUGUCAAAGCUACAGAUUGCCUGUGACAACGCUGUGUUUGGCUGUAGUGCCGUUGUCCGGCUUGACAACCUCAUGUCUCACCUCAGCGACUGUGAGCACAACCCGAAACGGCCUGUGACCUGUGAACAGGGCUGUGGCCUGGAGAUGCCCAAAGAUGAGCUGCCCAACCAUAACUGCAUUAAGCACCUGCGCUCAGUGGUACAGCAGCAGCAGACACGCAUUGCAGAGCUGGAGAAGACGUCAGCUGAACACAAACACCAGCUGGCAGAGCAGAAGCGAGACAUCCAGCUGCUAAAGGCAUACAUGCGUGCAAUCCGCAGUGUCAACCCCAACCUUCAGAACCUGGAGGAGACAAUUGAAUACAACGAGAUCCUAGAGUGGGUGAACUCCCUUCAGCCAGCAAGAGUGACCCGCUGGGGAGGGAUGAUCUCGACUCCUGAUGCCGUGCUCCAGGCUGUAAUCAAGCGCUCCCUGGUGGAGAGUGGCUGUCCUGCUUCUAUUGUCAACGAGCUGAUUGAAAAUGCCCACGAGCGUAGCUGGCCCCAGGGUCUGGCCACACUAGAGACUAGACAGAUGAACCGACGCUACUAUGAGAACUACGUGGCCAAGCGCAUCCCUGGCAAGCAGGCUGUUGUCGUGAUGGCCUGUGAGAACCAGCAUAUGGGUGAUGACAUGGUGCAGGAGCCAGGCCUUGUCAUGAUAUUUGCUCAUGGCGUGGAAGAGAUAUAGGAGAACUCGAUUGGCUAUCAGGAAGAGAUGGAAAUCAGAAAAUCCCAUCACUCCAGCAGCUGGGACCUGAGUCCUCUCCACCAUCCUUAAUACUGUGGCUUAUACCUGAGCCACACAUCUCACUGCCCUUCUGGCACUGAAGGGCCCUGGGGUAGUUUGCUCAGCCUUUCAGGUGGGAAACCCAGAUUUCCUCCCUUUGCCAUAUUCCCCUAAAAUGUCUAUAAAUUAUCAGUCUGGGUGGGAAAGCCCCCACCUCCAUCCAUUUUCCUGCUUAGGGUUCCUGGUUCCAGUUAUUUUCAGAAAGCACAAAAAGAUUCAAUUUCCCUGGAGUGUCAGGACAGAGUAAGGAAUCUCUAGUUGUUCCUCUCCUCCAAAACCAGGGAAUCAGAGCAGGCAGGCCUGUUGACUCUAAGCAGCAGACAUCCUGAAUAAAUGGUAAGGGUGGAGCCAAAUCUCUAGAAAUAAGUAGUGAGGCCAGUAAUUGGCCAUCACUGAUGGCCCUUAGGGAAAGAUUGGACCUCUGUGCCAAGCAGUAUCCCUGUUCAGUCCACCUUAAAGGUGCAGGCACCCACUGGGUCUACCAGUAUGCAGGUUGGGAUACUGGAAAUUUCCAGAUGAGCUCUUCUUUCCUACAAGUUUUCAUAAUUAGGAUGCCAGGGUUUAGGGUAGGGGUUAGUCUGUUGGGGUUGAUGUGUUCAGCAAGAAGCUACUCCUAGCUUUUGCUAAAAUAUGGUCAGCACUGCCUUUUGUGGCACAGGCCAUAAUUGUUCCAUAGAGCCCCCUCUAGCCCUGUGACUGUAGUUAGUUACUUUGAUAAUUUUCUUUGGCCAUUGUUUAUAUUUCACAAACUCCACCUACUUCCCCUCCCCUUCCCCCUUUUUUUUUUAAGAAUGGCCUGAUCAUGGCUAUCUCAGCCACAUUGUUGGCAAUUUAAUUUAUUUACUUUUUUUUUUUUAAGAAAGGAAAAAAGAAAAAAAAUCAAACUUGAAGCUUUUGAUGUUCCUAUAGUGGGGAUUUUGGAUAGGGUGGGACAGGGAUGGGGGUGUGUUUUAUAUUUUUUCCUUUUCAGCACAACCUUUGGCUUUAAUAUAGGAAGAGCCAAGGGAGUCCUCGGCUGAACUUACAAUAUCUGCCCCAAACCUCUGUAACCCCAACUGAAAUGAGGAGCUUCCUCUAUUCCUGUGAAGGAUAUGACAGUCCAGCGUCGAUGCCUGUGCCCUCUGGAAAAAUUUCCUCUUAGCCCUUCCAGGGCCUCAUCAUAAAACUCUGGAUUUAGAGUAUUCAUUUUGAAGGCAACCCCCCGCUUCCCCAAGUUUUCUUGGAGCUGUAUAGCUGGGUUCUAAGCUUCACCAUGCAAAUCAGAAAUUUUAUCUCUGUCUCUAAGUACAGGCUGUGCUGUGUCUCACCCACACCCCCCGGGGACUUCAGUUCCAUUUCAGGUUACCUGGGGCAUACCUUGAUCCCUAGAGUGACUGGCAGAGUAAGUAAGAGAAGGGGAGGGAUAGUAGGUGUGAUAAUUUUCAUAUGGAGGUGGGAGUGUGGUUGGAGAUAGAAAGUCUCCUCCCCACCAUGUGAUAGCUUCCUCUCAGAGUUUUAUUCCAGGCUAGCUUACUGCAGGUCUGGGUAGUUGGAUCAUGGCUCCACUGGGAUUGGGGUGGAGGGAUACAGCUUGAGGGGAGUAGGGUUCCAGCUCCGGGACAUUGUGCUCAGGAAUUUGAAAACGCUGCUAUACUUAUUCUGGUUACUACAUUUCUUCCACUCCCCUUUCCCCUCCCUGCCUUACCAAGGCUCAUACUGUCCUGUCCUUACCCUCAGAUGGAGCCAGGAAGCUCAGUGAAAGGCUUCCCUACCCUUUGCACUAGUGUCUCUGCAGGUUGCUGGUUGUGUUGUAUGUGCUGUUCCAUGGUGUUGACUGCACUAAUAAUAAACCUUUUACUCAACUCUCUAAAUUCUUCAACAUUACUCCCUUUCCUGGGAAGAUUUCCCCUCUGCUUUUGCCUUUCUGUCACCUUAAUUCCCCUUCUUCUUUCCUUUGUUACCUACCCUUAUCUUAGCACUAACUUCUCUUUCAGGAGGAUGUCUGACAGUAGUGUGCACUUUGCAGCUGCUUUCCCGUGUACCCUCCUGCAUUCUUCCCUUCUAUGUUCUGUUCUGUAGCAGCCAAAGCUCGCUCUCUAGUGAUCUGAACUGUGUGCUUCCCAGGGUCUGCCUUGAUCCUAAAUUCCAUGUCUUCCCUGAGUGGUCCUGAGUUUUUGGGAUAAUUUCUACAGAAAAUAGGUAUAUAUUGUUUUCCUUUGUCCCACAAGCAACUUUGCUUUAGAAUCUAGAAUUCCUUUGCAGGCAGAGAAGCCUCCACCCUCCAGUGUUUCCUAACUAAGAACGUAAAUGUAAGGAGGGAGAUGUACUUGCAGAGGCUUCAUAAUUAUUUACUUACAAAGAUAGUCUUCAUAGACUGGGCACGGUGGCUCACACCUGUAAUCCCAACACUUUGGGAGGCCGAGGCGGGUGGAUCAUGAGGUCAGGAGAUUGAGACCAUCCUGGCUAACACGGUGAAACCUCGUCUCUACUAAAAAUAUUAAAAAUUAGCCAGGCAUGGUGGCAGGCGCCUGUAGUCCCAGCUACUCAGGAGGCUGAAGCAGAAUGGUGUGAACCUGGGAGGUGGAGCUUGCAGUGAGCCAAGAUUGCGCCACUGCACUCCAGCCUGGGUGACAGAGCAAGACUUCGUCUCAAAAAAAAAACAAAAAACAGUCUUCAUAAGUAUUUGCCGCUACCUUUUCCCGUCAUAAGAAAAAGGUUAGCCAGGCAUGGUGGACGCCCCUGUGAUCCCAGCUCCUUGGAAGGCUGAGGCACAAGAAUAGCUUGAACCUGGAAGGUGGAGGUUGCAUUGAGCCAAGAUUGUGCCACUGCACUCCAGCCUGGGUGACAGAGCAAGAGCCUGUCUCAGAAAAAAAAGAAAAAGAAUAUCUUUUCACCCUCCCAGAAAUAUGUUUUAAAUUUGUUGAGCAUUUAUCAUGCACCUAAUGUAAACCUAAUAGCACUCUAGAUACUGUAGCGGCUUGAAAAAAAAAAAAAAAAGCAUUUCUGUGCUCACUGAGUCUGCAUUCUAUGCACACAAGGUAUGAUUAUAAAAUACUGAUAAGCAUGUCACAGUAUAGAGCAUAAGAGGCGAUGUAUGUAUCCUAGUGACAUUAGCAAUGCUUUUCCCCCCUUAAACUCCUUUAAAAUUACUUUUAGAACUUGCUGCUCAUGCUUGUGAAUGUCAUGAAUGGUGUCAUAUUGUCCUUUUAGGGUAGAUUCGAUUUUUAGAAACAAAUAUUCAUUGAAUGUCUGCCCUAUGAGAUACUCACUAGAGUGAACAUGAGGAGGCUUAUGUAGCAAAAUGGCACCUACCUGCAAAUAACUUAGUCCCUAAUGGAGAUGAAUAUAUAAUAAGGGAUCAUAAAUGUGCUAAGUGGAUUUACUAGUAAUAUGUGAGCCAAGGACGAUAAAGCUCCUGAUUCUGAUGGGUAUCGGGAAAGGCUUUUCAGGAAGUGUUAUUUGUUCUAGGUCAGAGGUCAGCAAACUACAGGUUACAACCCCACUGCCUGCUUUUGUAAAAAACUUUAUUGGAAUACAGUUAUGCCCAUUUGUUUA